This is a messenger RNA of Kogia breviceps (pygmy sperm whale), 1970 nucleotides long. It is a transcript of the gene INSYN2A, whose product is annotated as inhibitory synaptic factor 2A. Gene Ontology annotation, biological process: inhibitory postsynaptic potential. The record is from RefSeq and is a predicted model, not a curated record. Gene Ontology annotation, cellular component: postsynaptic density. Lineage: Eukaryota; Metazoa; Chordata; Mammalia; Artiodactyla; Physeteridae.
GGCGGGCGCGCAGCCGGCCAAGUCUCCGGAGCCGAGCCUUCCUCCGCGCGAGCCCGGCGAGCCUCGCCGCGGAUGCCCUGUCCUGAGUGCUGCGUGCCGCGCCAGGCUUGCCCGGGUCCGCGGUGAGACAUGCCCGAGCCCGGCGCUGCACCGACCUCGACUUAUCUGUAAGCAGCCGAAGGAACCAUGGUCAGUAAGGAACCCAGCAAAUGCGCACUCACGACCUCGGCGAGUGAAGUGGAGCCUGCCGCCUGCCUGGCCCUGGAGAUGAAAUAUGCCCUGGAUCCCAACCGGCAGAUUAAGAAGCGUAAUAAAGCCCUGCAGGUGCGGUUUAAGGAUAUCUGCGAAGCGCAGAACGAACAGAGGGCCACUCAGCUCUCCUCGGCACAGCUGGGCGACAAGCCGGCGUCCUACAGGGCCACCCACCGCAAGUACAUGACCGUGCCCGCUCGGAGGUCCAUUCCCAACGUCACCAAGAGCACAGGUGUGCAGACCUCGCCGGACCUUAAGAAGUGUUACCAGACUUUCCCUCCGGACCGCAAGAAAGGGAGUCUCAAAGGCAUCCCAGCCGCCGAUGCCUUUAAAAGUCAAAACAGUGGGUGCGUACUUGAUGCGAAAGAGAAGAGUGAGGAAGGGCCCCGGGAGGAGUCCCGGCAGUGGGGCGCGGACCGGGCUCGGAAGACGGCGGCAUUGGUUUUCCACUCCGAUGGGCACGUGAACGCGCUGGGCCAGCCCGCGGGGGUCAACUGCGCCGAGCCAUGCAAAACCCCCGACCUGCACCGCUGCCGAGAUGCGCCUCUGCAGAACUCCACUCGGCCUCCCUCCCAAGAGCCCGACUACCAGCUGCACGGGAAAGCAAAGCACGACCGCGCGACCCCGGACGCCGAGGAACCCGCCGCAUCGGCCCACGGGAUGGUGUUUGAGACGGAGGUGGCCACCGUUUCCGCGCCGGCCGCCGGCGCUGGUGCCCCCGAGCUGGCCUUGUCGAACUCCGCCCCCUCGAGCGGGGGCCCGCCCCUCUGCCCCGUGGCCGACCAGGAGCCGAGGAAGGCCUCCCAGGCCAAUGGGCUGCAGGCCCCGCCCGGCGCUGCCCUGGCCUGCUCGCCCCCGAGGCAGUGCCUGUCCCCCGAAUGUGGUGAAGCGUCCCUGCAGACUCAGGCCCCGCCGGGGCAGGAACGCCAGCCUCGUCCGACAGCGCCCGCUGCGGGUGAAGAAUGCCAACAAAUCGUGCCUCACACGGAAGUGGGCGAUCUGAAAGCACAGCUUCAGGUGAUGGAGAACUUAAUCAGUUCAAGCCAAGAAACCAUCAAAGUGCUCUUGGGGGUCAUUCAGGAGUUGGAAAAAGGAGAGGCCCACCGGGAAGGGCUUUCGUAUCGGACUGGGCAAGACACAGCUAAUUGUGACACAUGCAGGAACAGUGCAUGUAUUAUCUAUAGUGUGGAGCUAGAUUUUAAGCAGCAAGAAGACAAACUCCAGCCAGUUCUGAGGAAACUCCAUCCUUUCGAGGAAACUCAGGUCGCACACUCGCCUUACUCUCAGGAGACUUACUCAACUCCCAAGCAAAAACCCAAAACUGAAUCUAAAAAGCACGGACGAUGGAAACUCUGGUUCCUUUAAAACUCAUGGUGUUUGGAGUCUAAAGGCCGUCUUUAAAACCCACUGGAGUUCAAAGUAAAUCCUUUUCCAAAAUGAACAGGACGGAGUGAACGGUGGCUGACUCGGACGCCAUCAGCUCUCACCCUGCUCACCAAAAAGGCCUUUGCAACAGAUCAACUCACAGAAGCGAAGUAGUACAUGUCACACCUUGCCAGCUGUUCUUUGCAGUUCGUGGAUGUGGGAUGUAAAACCGGAAACGGAACUUAACAUAGUCAAAGACGAUUAAGGAAAACUUCUAUGCCCGCACCCCAGAUCAGCAAGGAUUACAUUAUCGACCUGCAGAACGGCAGGCUGUCACUCUGUAACACAGCUAA